GCAAGCCGUGUGUGUGUUCAUUCCGGUGUUGUUGGUUGCCAUAGAAGGGACGUCGUUCCUCUCUCAAGUGAAGUGAAGCCUACACUUUUGCGUCUUACCACGUUGCUUUGUAGCCGUCCAGGGUUGAAAGAAUAUACUGACAGACUGCAACGGUCCGGAGGAGAGCACUCCUCGGAGAACACGUCCGGAUGCACUAAUCCAGAAGUCUGAACAGGCGGCACAGGAGAUGAGGCCAGGGUAGCGGGGUGAGCAGUGAGGAUGCGUUGUCUAGCAGCCCGGGUGCACUACAAGACCCUGAUAGUGGUCUGCGCUCUGCUCACCUUCCUCACCUUGCUGCUGUGGAACAGGUGCUCCAGUGAGAGAGCCCUCCGCACGGUGGCCCGGCCGCCCCCACCGCCCCCCCCGGCCAGCCCCAGAGCGGACGGCCUCCGGCAGCAGAGGGCCCAGCCGCCAGAGCCCCCGCCCGUAGCCGGUGGGCUGCGCUACGAGGAGAUCGACUGCCUGAUCAAUGACGACACGACUAUAAAGGGGCGGCGCGAGGGCGGCGAGGUCUACCUGCCCUUCAGCUGGGUGGAGCGGUACUUCGAAGUCUACGGCAAGGUGGCGCAGUACGACGGCUUCGACCGCUUCGAGUUCUCCCACAGCUACUCCAAGGUGUACGCGCAGCGGGGACCCUACCACCCCAGCGGCGUCUUCAUGUCCUUUGAGGGAUACAACGUGGAAGUGCGCGACAGGGUGAAGUGCAUCAGCGGAGUGGAAGGAGUGCCGCUGUCCACUCAGUGGGGACCACAGGGUUAUUUCUACGCCAUUCAGAUCGCCCAGUACGGCCUGAGCCACUACAGCAAGAACCUGACUGAGCGGGAGCCCCACAUGGAGGUGUACGAGGCUGGCGAGGGCAAAGCGGACGCUUGGGUUGUGCCCAAGGGCUGCUCGCUAACCCGCAGCCACGACAAGACCCGCGCCACCUCCGUCCGUCUCUUCAGCGCCCCGGAUGCAGCCACGGAGACCUCAGAGGCAUUGUCUCUCACCCUGGGCAACUCGAAGGACUUCAUCAUCUCCUUUGAUCUGAAGUUCACCUCCAACGGCAGCGUGUCCGUCGUCCUGGAGACGACAGAAAAGGGGCCUCCUUUCAUAAUCCACUACGUCACCUCCACCCAGCUCAUCGCCUUCAAAGACCGCGACAUCACCUACGGGAUCGGCCCUCGGACAACCUGGACGACGGUGACCCGCGACCUUCUCACCGACCUCCGCAAGGGCAUCGGUCUGUCCAACACUAAGGCAGUAAAGGCCACCAAGACGAUGCCACGGCGAGUCGUCAAGCUUUUGCUCCGGGGCCGGGGGGCCAUCGAUAACAUCACCAUCUCCACCACCGCGCACAUGGCCGCCUUCUUCGCUGCCAGCGACUGGCUGGUGCGGAACCAGGACGAGCGGGGUGGGUGGCCCAUCAUGGUGACACGCAAGCUCGGCGAAGGCUUCCGGCCCCUGGAGCCCGGCUGGUACUCGGCCAUGGCCCAGGGCCAGGCCAUGUCCACGCUGGUGCGAGCCUACCUGCUCACCAGGGACGAGACGUACCUGAGGGCCGCCCUGCGGGCCACAGGCCCCUACAAGCUGCCCUCGGAGCAGCACGGGGUAAAAGCCGUGUUCAUGAACAAGUACGACUGGUACGAGGAGUACCCCACCAUGCCCGGAUCCUUCGUCCUCAAUGGCUUCAUCUACUCACUCAUCGGCCUGUACGACCUCACCCAAACAGCGGGUGAUGUGGACAGGCGCGAGGCGGCCCAGCUCUACAGCAGGGGCAUGGAGUCGCUCAAGGCCAUGGUGCCUCUGUUUGACACGGGCUCGGGCACCAUCUACGACCUGCGGCACUUUAUGCUGGGCACGGCGCCCAACCUUGCCCGCUGGGACUACCACACCACACACAUCAACCAGCUGCAGCUGCUUGCAUCCAUAGACGACUCACCCAUAUUCAAGGACUUUGUCAAGCGCUGGAAGAGCUACCUGAAAGGGGGCCGGGCCAAGCACAACUAGAGCCAGUGGUCCAGGGCGAGAGGGCUGGCAGGAUGCGGCAAGGGCACUCAGCAGCCUGCAGGGAGAUGAGCUGGCAAGGAUGAGCUCAGCAUAGCCCACUGCAGGUGCCAGCCGUGGGGCACAGCAGAGGAUCUCGUGGGAUCCAUUUGGAUUUGAAGCUGUAAUUGCUCAUCAUGUAUUCAUCAACUCUAUGCUAGAGGUUCUAAUAAGUACAAAUGCGAAUAUUGUCGUGUGCGUGCGUGUGUGCGUUCUGCGUGUGCAUUCUGCGUGUGUGUGUGUGUUCUGCAGUGUGCCUGUGUG
Messenger RNA from Electrophorus electricus (electric eel), 2328 nucleotides. Lineage: Eukaryota; Metazoa; Chordata; Actinopteri; Gymnotiformes; Gymnotidae. The record is from RefSeq and is a predicted model, not a curated record.